Messenger RNA from Trichomycterus rosablanca, 1347 nucleotides. RefSeq names its product calcium homeostasis modulator protein 1 (gene calhm1b). Bases 1 to 1347 code for a protein of 448 amino acids. The transcript is spliced from 3 exons. Gene Ontology annotation, molecular function: monoatomic cation channel activity. Lineage: Eukaryota; Metazoa; Chordata; Actinopteri; Siluriformes; Trichomycteridae. Gene Ontology annotation, cellular component: plasma membrane. The record is from RefSeq and is a predicted model, not a curated record.
AUGGAUAAGUUUCGUAUGAUGUUUCAGUUCCUUCAGUCCAACCAAGAGUCCUUCAUGCAUGGUAUUUGUGGCAUAAUGGCUCUAGCUAGUGCUCAACUUUACUCAGUUUUUGAGUUCCAAUGCCCCUGCAUGCCACAAUACAACUAUUCCUACGGGAUGGGGAUCAUGUUUGCCCCAGCCAUUUGGUUCUUCCUUCUUGGCUUUGUCCUGAACAAUAACGUGUCAAUACUAUCUGAGGAAUGGAAACGACCACCAGGGCCCAGGGGCAAGGAUCCGACAAUCUUCCGCUACAUGAUUAUUUCUGUAACACAACGAUCGUUAAUUGCUCCUGUGGUUUGGAUUUCCGUCACUCUGAUGGAUGGUAAAAGCUUUCUUUGUGCAUACAGCAUGGAUUUGGACAUUUCUCAGUUUGGAAAUGUAACUGACCAUGGUUUAUCCGAAGAGGAGUUCAUAAAGCUGCUCGCCAAAAUCCCUUGCAAGCACAUAUUUGAUGGUCAAGAUAUUGUUUCUAGAGAAGCAGCCACCAGGUACAUACAAUGCGUGUCACAGGCAGUCGGCUGGCUCCUCCUGUUGAUUCUUACUUUAAUGGCUUUCCUUGUCCGAGCCAUGCGUCCCUGCAUGAACCAAGCAGUCUUCCUCAAAACUAAAUACUGGUCCCACUACAUCGACAUAGAGCGUAAAAUGUUUGAUGAGAUGUGCUCUGAACAUGCCAAAAGUUUUGCUAAGGUCUGCAUACAUCAGUACUUCGAGAGCGUCAAUGAAGAUAUGCAUGGCUCAGAUCAUCAGGAGGACAAGACAGACAGCAAAGAGGACACCAACGAGGACAAAGAUAAAAAGUGUAAAGAGGAGGAUGACAAAAUGAUGGGCAUACAUGGCCAGGAUGCCAUCAAUAGAGUUCUAUGGGACUGGCACACAUGUAAGCCUCCACUAACUCUGAGGAGGAAUGAACUUGAUGAAAAUGACCACAAAGUUGGCUAUGACAACGCUUCAUUUAACAGUGAACAAAGGGGCUCUGAGAACAAAUACAGCAAUGGCAACUGCAGCACAAAUCAAAAUGGUCUUCUGAAUGAUCAUGCAAACGGCAAUGAACACAUUAGCCAGCACACAAAUGGUCUUCUGAAUAAUCACGCAAACGGCAAUGGAAACAUUAGCCAGCACACUUGGAAUAAGCAUAAUCAUCUUAUGGAAAUAAGAAAGAAACAGUGGGCUGCUACAUAUGGCUCCUGCAUACAGCAGGAAAGAGGUCAUCGUUUGACUGCAAUCACCCCAGAAAAAGACAAGGAGAAACAGAGGCACACUGAGAGUGAGGGAGAGAGAUUGGAGGAGGGGAAUAGCAUGCAGGACUAA